GCAUUCAGUCUCACUCAGCGCUCUGUUCAACCGCAGCUCAUUGCGCUCCAGACGCUCCACGCACCCGAGUGCGCAAGACCGCUGCGUUUAGGUUAGGCUAUAAUAGUAGAGAAAACACAGUAGUGUUAUUGCAAUGUCACACUUGGAUCGAUAGAAAUCUGCAUAUAUAUAUAUUCAAUCAUUUGCAUACUUCAAAACCUAUAUAAACCAACCGUGGCGCUGAAGUAUCCUCAAACAUGAGCACCAUCUCGGAUGGCGGUGAUGUUUUUGAUGGAGAUAUGCGUCCUGACAGUUCAUGACAAAAGGCACCCAACUCUAUCUUUCAGCGUCCGAUCAGCCGUGGCAAAGAAGAGGAGAGAAGAGCGCAGGAUGAAAAGCACUGGCUUACUACUGGGUUACUUUUUGAUGAAAGUUCUUGUGUGCGACGCGGAAGGAGAACCUGGGAAGAACCUGGAUGGUCUGGUGACGGCGUCUGGGUCCAACGACUCUAGAGACGGGGGAAACGGUCUCUCUGAGACCCCUCACACGGAGGACAGGUGUCGGGGCUAUUAUGAUGUGAUGGGUCAGUGGGAUCCUCCGUUCGUGUGCCGGACGGGGAGUUACCUGUACUGCUGCGGGACCUGUGGCUUCAGGUUCUGUUGCGAGUUUAAGAACUCCAGGUUAGAUCAGACCACAUGCAAAAACUACGACACCCCGCCGUGGUCCAUGACUGGCAGACCACCGCCGAAGAUGAUGGACCAACACGAUCCGACUAAGGAUAAAACGAAUUUGAUUGUGUAUAUCAUAUGCGGAGUAGUUGCUAUCAUGGCGCUGGUUGGGAUAUUCACCAAACUUGGCUUGGAAAAGGCGCAUCGACCUCACAGAGAGAACAUGUCCAGAGCCCUGGCCCAGGUCAUGCGCCAGACAGCUCCCGGAGAACAUGUGGAGAGGGAGGAGAGUUUGGCAGUUCAUGGACAACACUACGAGAACAUGCAGGCCAGAGCAACAGGAAACAACCUGCAGGGCGCCCAAAUGAACAGUGUGGGGCCUGGUUCAUCUCUGAUGCAAGCCAUGACACAAUACCCUGCACUUGGACAGGUACCUGUAGCUCACCCCUAUGAGCCAUCUCAACCUGGAAAGGAGCUCAACAAGUACGCUUCGCUCAAGGCUGUGGCUGAAAAAGCGAAUGAAAACUUCUACACUAACAGACGGCACCUAGCCGACCUGGCAGCGAAAGGCACUCUUCCCAUGCACUCGGUGAGUCUGGAGCAGGAGCCCACCAACCCUUACAGCCCCGAGCUGCCCUGCCAAAAGCAGAACGGACACAAGUCCAAAAGCACCAAGGUCCACAGUUCCCACCCGCUGGCAUUUGGCUCGAACACCAUCGCCAACCCCGGCAUGCUGAAGAACUGGGAGGUGACAGAAACGCUGGGUCGACGGCAGACGCACGGCCCCAGGAAGCACAGCGCCACCGUGGAGCAAGUGAACGAGCUGACGUCCGCCCACAGCCAGCACUACCUGCCGCCACAUCCGUACUUUGUCACCAACAGCAAGACUGAGGUGACCGUGUGAACGGGGCCACAACACCGGGUUUAUCGAGCCCAGGCCUGAGUGGAUGCGUGGAACGAGGAUAACAAAGGAAGCCUAAUUGAGGAAGAAGAAGUGUGGAUUAGGACCCAGUCCUGCUGGAAGGACUGACCGAACGGUCUGGUUUGAGAUCUGCAUGGCUGUAUGUGUGCUGUUUGUCUUUGAGCGGUUGUGCAUGGAACAGGCAUGCAUUGGACUUCAGCCUAAUUUGAAACGGAAAGCGUAACGUUACUCAAAGGAACUCUUUCUGUGUCCAUUCCGUCACAAUGCCAACGAACAAUUGUGAAAUGAAAAAAUGAAAACCUGUAGUGAUGAGUUUGUCACAAGGCCAUCUGUCAAAGUGGUGAGGACAUGUUCAAACCCGAAACAAUCAAUGCAAUCAAACGUUCUAGGUUGGAAAAUAGUCAUGAUUCGCAACAGCUUGUGAGAAAGUCGCUCAAGUCCAAAACACACAUUGUUUUUCUCAGAAUCUUGUACAUAACAGAAUGUUACCAAGGAUGUAUAACGUCAAAAGCUUCCUCGGAUAAUCACAGAACAUCUGUCUGGAAGAUUAAGGAUGAUGUGAAGACAAUCGUGUCUCUAGUUCUUCUCAUCUCAACUAUCGAGACUUUCCAGAGCGUGUGCACCAAAAGCCACCUGUAGCAAUGUAACACGCUAUAUCCUGACAAACACUAGGCUUGUGCCUUUCUAAAAGAGGAACUCAUUAUCUAAGAGCUCUUGUGCUUUUCAGCAAGCACAUGGUGUUUCUUCAAAAACAAAGAUGCAUAAAAUAUAAACAAAUCUAUUGUUUACGGCUGUCAUAUUUCAGUAGAAAAUGUUGAUUGUCAGUGUUCUGAAAUACACAUUUCCCCCUUUCUGUUUCACCAUUUUUCCUCUGAUGUGUUCACAUACUGUACGCCCCAAUCUUUUAGUGCAACUGUAGACUGUAGAAAAAGGAAGUGCUGUAGGGUUAAUGAUAGACAUUCAUUAUCUUUCAAUGUUAGAUAUGAAAAAAAUGAAUGGUUAAUUCUGAUACAGAACAAGAUUGUCAAAACACUGCCAUUGUUGCAUUCCCAGUAUUUUUUGGUAUUGAAAAUGAUUCAGUAGUUUCUUUUGUUUUUAGCAUCAUAAUGUGAGCCAUUUCAAUUAGCAUAAGGGCAGAAGGCUGCAUUCAAUUUCGAAAACUGAGCGUUUUGUCACCUACAUCCAAAUUAUCCCAAGUAUCUGGUUGUGAAUAAUGUGGGUUACGUAAACUUUAAUUGCUCUGAAACAAGUGGCUUUAUCUCAGUGCACUUAAAAUGUUUUUGACCUACGUCAUUUAAUCUUACCUUAAUUGAGCUGGCAAAUUAGCUGGCUAACUUGUACUGAAAAUAAAAGGAAAUUUACAUAUCUAGUAGCACAGCUUUCUGCAGUGUCACAUUCUCUUAUUUCGCAAGUAGAAAACUCAUUCUCGGUAUUUACAGGAAGUAGUAAACUUAAGGGGCAGUCACACUAGAUUUUGUGUUCGUAUUAUGCUUUUUUUUAAGUUUGGUGAACUCUAGCCUGCAAAUUUGUAUAGUGAUGUUUGAUCAUUAGGGGAUCUAAAUGUCACAGACUGACCUGUUGCUAGUGGCACAGACUUCAACUUUAAGUUAAGCUACUUGCGUGGUUUGCAGUUUCACUGGACACUGGACUUGAAUAUUUUGAAUGUAUCAUUAUUAGGGCUGUCAGAGUUAACAUAACACAUGGGGUUCAUUUCUCUUCUAGAAUUCAUUCAAUAUAUCAUCAAGCAAAAUGAUUAACAGUCAGUUACCAGUACCUUUUCUGUUAAACUUACAGACAUUUACCUGAAAACACAACACAAUGUAAUGCGUAACUGAAAAUACGGUUAAAACACCUGCGAAAAAUCUAUUCAGAAAUUUCAUAUUAACAUCGUACAUUGUUCUGUGAUAUCUGUGAGCUAGUAGCAACCUUUUAUGUGUGGUAUUCAAAAAGCACAUUUAAAUAUCAUCAAAUCAUAACACCAAUUAAAGGGUUAGUUCACCCAAAAAAUUCUGUCAUUAAUUACUCAUUCUGUCGUUCUACAGCCAUAAAACCUUCGUUCAUCUUCAGAACACAAAUUAAGAUAUUUUAUGAUAAAA
This is a messenger RNA of Ctenopharyngodon idella (grass carp), 3665 nucleotides long. RefSeq names its product shisa family member 9b (gene shisa9b). The coding region runs from base 253 to 1551 and encodes 432 amino acids. Gene Ontology annotation, cellular component: postsynaptic membrane; postsynaptic density; dendritic spine membrane. The record is from RefSeq and is a predicted model, not a curated record. Gene Ontology annotation, biological process: regulation of short-term neuronal synaptic plasticity; regulation of AMPA receptor activity. NCBI's taxonomy places the organism in Eukaryota, Metazoa, Chordata, Actinopteri, Cypriniformes, Xenocyprididae. The transcript has 4 exons.